This is a messenger RNA of Enterobius vermicularis (human pinworm), 384 nucleotides long. The record is from the annotation of a GenBank genome assembly. NCBI's taxonomy places the organism in Eukaryota, Metazoa, Nematoda, Chromadorea, Rhabditida, Oxyuridae.
AUGACACAUCAGGAUUCAUAUCACUUGGUUCAGCAAACAUUCAAUGUGUCGAUGAAUCACAUCGUGCAGCAGUUUUCCAAAAAGCCAGAAUGCUUUCGUUAUCAAGUCGUAAAUGCCCCCACAGACACCAUGAUUUCAGCUCUUUGCCGGAAAGGCCGAGUGCCGGUAGUGGCUCAUGUUCCUGGAUCGUCCAUUACUUUUCGAGAGUUUCGGAAGUCUUUAGGAAUAUCAUCACGAAGCAACAUGCAAUUCUUCUUCAAGUGCGCGUGUGAGGAUGGUUCAGCUCCAUAUCAGCUGUUGCUUGUCAAUGAUGAUUCGGCAGUUCUACCAAUCUAUGAUGGUAAAGUGACUGCAGAAUGUAAAACUCUCUCAGAUUCUGAUUGA